UAAAGUCCGGAUUCACCCUAUCCGAAGAACUCAACGCAGGAAGGAAGGCCAUGGGGGCUCUUCGCCUCCCUUCUCUCACCACCUUCUUCAUCUCUUCCUCCUCUUCCACAUUCACACGUGCGGCUUCCAUCUCUGCACGUUCACCGUUCCUCCUCCGCCUGCAUCAGCAUCCCAAUCCCCACCUCCACCUCUCUCGCAAGGCCUUAGCAGCUUCCGUCGCGAGCGACUUCUCUACAGAAAGUCUCGCGAAGAAAGAAUCUCGAGAAAGCAACAGCAAUGAAGAGAAGCGUUUCAUCACGCCUCGCUCUCAGGAUUUCAGUGCGUGGUAUCUCGACGUAAUCGCCAGAGCUGAGCUCGCCGAUUACGGCCCCGUCCGUGGGACCAUGGUCAUUCGCCCCUACGGCUACGCCAUUUGGGAAUCCAUUCAGGAGUAUUUGAAUGUUAUAUUCAAGGAAACUGGCCAUAGCAACAUGUAUUUCCCUCAGUUUAUACCAUACUCGUUUAUAGAGAAAGAAGCUAGCCAUGUUGAAGGUUUCAGUCCAGAACUAGCUCUUGUGACCAUUGGAGGUGGGAAGGAACUCGAAGAAAAACUCGUGGUGCGACCAACUAGUGAAACUAUUGUGAACCAUAUGUUUACCCAAUGGAUUCAUAGUUACCGAGAUCUUCCUCUUAUGGUUAAUCAGUGGGCAAAUGUUACAAGAUGGGAAAUGCGUACAAAACCAUUUGUGAGGACUCUUGAAUUUCUAUGGCAAGAAGGUCAUACGGCUCAUGCGACACCUGAAGAGGCAGAGAAAGAGGCAUUACAGAUGAUUGAUGUCUAUAAGAAAUUUGCUUAUGAGCAAGCUGCAAUACCUGUUAUUGCAGGUCGAAAGUCAAGGGCCGAGACAUUCGCUGGUGCUUCUAGAACCUAUACAAUUGAAGCUAUGAUGGGUGAUCGAAAGGCUUUGCAAGCUGGAACUAGCCACAACCUUGGCCAGAAUUUCUCCCGUGCCUUUGGAACUCAGUUCAGUGAUGAAAAUGGACAAAGGCAACAUGUAUGGCAGACGUCAUGGGCUGUAAGCACCCGUUUUGUUGGUGGCAUCAUCAUGACUCAUGGAGAUGAUACUGGUCUGAUGCUGCCCCCCAAAAUGGCACCAAUUCAGGUGGUAAUAGUACCAAUUUGGAAGAAAGCUGAUGAAAAAGCAGGAGUUCUGGAUGCUGUAUCAUCUGUAGCGAAAAUAUUGAAAACAGCAGGAGUCAAAGUUAAAGUGGAUGACUCAGAACAGAGGACGCCUGGGUGGAAAUUCAAUUUCUGGGAGAUGAAAGGUGUUCCCCUAAGGAUUGAAAUUGGACCUCGUGAUGUAUCAAAUGGGACCGUUGUCAUAUCUAGGAGAGAUGUUCCCGGAAAGCAAGGAAAGGUUUUUGGGGUGUCCAUGGAACCUUCAAUUUUGCAGGCCCAAGUGAAGGAAAGGUUGGAAGAUAUCCAGUCAGCCCUUUUGGAACAGGCUACUUCAUUCCGAGAUAGCAACAUUGUAGAUGUAAGCUCAUACGAUGAGCUCAAGGAGGCAAUCUCUCAAGGAAAAUGGGCGAGAGGUCCAUGGUCAGCGAGCGAAGCUGAGGAGUUGAAAGUGAAGGAAGAGACCGGUGCAACCAUUAGAUGUUUCCCUUUUGAACAGCCACCUGGGCUAAAAACAUGCCUAAUGACAGGCAAUUCAGCCGAUGAAGUUGCACUAUUUGCAAAAUCUUACUAACUCAGAAGACGGGCACACUAUUCACACAUUUCCAUUCAAGGUCACAGAUCUGUUAGACUGCCUUGGCAGCAGCUCCAUAAAUCGAUUCACAAAGGUUUCUCGCUGGAAGGUACCAACCACCGUUUAGAUCCAUUUGCUUUGGUGCAUGUACUGUAUAUUUACUUGUGAUCCCUGAGAAACUUUACAAAAACCAAAGGAAGUUUGAUAUGUAAUGAGAAGUGAUAUGUAUGUUCUCGUCAUUGCUAAAGUGACUGAAUGAAAUUUUUUUCUCGUCA
Molecule: messenger RNA, 2005 nt
Organism: Magnolia sinica
Lineage: Eukaryota; Viridiplantae; Streptophyta; Magnoliopsida; Magnoliales; Magnoliaceae
Product: proline--tRNA ligase, chloroplastic/mitochondrial-like
Exons: 11
Coding region: 51-1730 (559 amino acids)
Biological process (GO): prolyl-tRNA aminoacylation
Cellular component (GO): chloroplast stroma; cytoplasm; mitochondrion
Molecular function (GO): proline-tRNA ligase activity; ATP binding
Source: RefSeq, a predicted model, not a curated record